AUGUUCGCCAUCGCUGCGCUCACCGCGCUCUUUCAACUCGCCUCUUUCAUCCUUCCUGCGCUCGCUGCUCCCGCUUGGGACGUGACGCCGAUAAACCCGGCUGCCAUCCCCCUUGCCGUGCGCUCCCCGUACCUCUCUGCAUGGCUCCCGCAGGGCGGCGGUACCGCACUCAACGCGGCCUGGCCCACGUUUUGGAACGGAAACAUCGUCGGCUGGGCGGGGUACGCUAAGGUCGACGGGACGGCGUACACUUGGAUGGGUGUCCCCGCCGUGCCCAACACCAAGACGACCCCCGCUACGCAAAAGAGUUUUCAGGCAAGGUUUUCGAUGACCGCAACGCAGAGCAUCUUCGUGAUGAGCGCGGGUCCUGUGGACCUCACAAUCACCUUCCUCAGCCCGGUCGAGCCCGGUGACUUUGUGAACCAAUCGCUGCCGCUCUCGUACUACUCCGUCUCAGCCGCGUCGACCGACGGCAAGUCGCACAGCGUGCAGGUCUACGCGGACAUCAGCGCGGAGUGGAAUACGGGCACCGUCUCUCUCGGUGUCACCUGGAACACGACGGCACAGAGCGUUAUCUCGCACCAGGUCGCGCUCGCAAACCAGGUGCCGUUCAACGAACUCGGUGAUCGCAUCCAGCAGGGCUCCGUCUUCCACUCCACCCUCAACACGAAAGGCACGACGUUCCAGACGGGCGAGGACAUCGCCGUCCGCGCGCAGUUCAUCAACAGCGGCGCGCUCACCAACGGCCAGGACACCGCCUUCCGCGCCGUCUCGGACCGCUGGCCCGUCUUCGCCUUCGCGCACGACUUCGGCGCCGUCUCCGCCGCGACCGCCCCCUUCGUCCUCUCCCUCGCGCACGUCCGCGACCCCGCGCUGCAGUACGUCGCCGCGGACGGGACGACCGAGCAGCGGAGCUCGUUCUUCUGGACCAAGUACGCCGACUUCGCCGACGCGAUCUCGGCCUUCCUUGGCGACUACGCCAAUGCCGUCGUCCGCGCGAACGCGUUCGACGCGAAGCUCCAGGCCGACGCGGGCAAGAUCUCGGCCGACUAUGCGUCCCUCGUCCCGCUGUCGGUGAGGCAGACGCUGGGUGCGAUCGAGAUCACGGCGGCAAAAAAGAGCGAUGGGUCGCUGGACGCUUCGGAUGUCAAGACGUUCAUGAAGGAGAUCUCUUCGUCUGGGGACGUGAACACCGUCGAUGUCAUCUUCCCCUCCUGGCCCUUGUUCCUGUACACGAACCCCGAGAUUGGCAAGCAGCUGCUCCUUCCACUCCUGGCGUACCAGGCUUCCGGUCUGUACCCCAACAAGUACAGCGUUCACGACUUGGGUUCCCACUACCCCAACGCCACAGGCCACAACGAUGGCAAAGACCAAGCCAUGCCAGUCGAAGAGAGCGGUAACAUGGUGAUAAUGGCUCUGAGCCACGCCCAGACGGCGAACGACCAGUCGCUGCUCAAGACCUACUUCAGCCUCCUGGACCAGUGGACGCAGUUCCUGAUCACGGACUCGCUCAUCCCCGCGGACCAGCUGAGCACCGACGACUUCGCGGGCUCGCUCGCAAAUCAGACCAACCUGGCAAUCAAGGGUAUAGUUGGCAUCAAGGCCAUGUCGAAGAUCGCUGCGCUCACAGGGGAUAACGAUCGGGCGACGAAAUACAGCUCGAUGGCAGAUUCGUACGUUCAGCAGUGGAAGACGCUCGCUACUUCUGCGGACGGGAAGCAUUUGACACUUUCUUACGGCAACAGUGACAGCUGGGGUUUGGCAUACAACCUUUAUGCUGACAAGUUGCUGGGAACGAACGCUUUCCCGCAAGACGUCUACGACUUGCAAACUGAAUGGUACAAUGGGCAGGCCAAGCCUUUCGGUGUACAGCUCGACACGCGGCAUACAUACACGAAGUCCGACUGGCAGAUCUGGACGGCCGGCAUCAUGUCCGCGACUCAAGUGCGCGACAUGUUCGUCAGCUCCGUGCUGAAGUACGCGGGCGACGGCGCGACGAACCAGCCCCUUCCCGAUCUCUACGAUGCCAUCAACGGUACCGAGGUCCCUGGCUCUGGUCACGCACGUCCCGUCGUUGGCGGGCACUUCGCCCUGGUUCGUACUCAGUGA
Molecule: messenger RNA, 2109 nt
Organism: Epithele typhae
Lineage: Eukaryota; Fungi; Basidiomycota; Agaricomycetes; Polyporales; Epitheliaceae
Product: DUF1793-domain-containing protein
Exons: 19
Coding region: 1-2109 (702 amino acids)
Biological process (GO): carbohydrate metabolic process
Source: RefSeq, a predicted model, not a curated record